This is a messenger RNA of Nothobranchius furzeri (turquoise killifish), 1542 nucleotides long. RefSeq names its product gremlin 1b (gene grem1b). Gene Ontology annotation, molecular function: BMP binding; receptor ligand activity. NCBI's taxonomy places the organism in Eukaryota, Metazoa, Chordata, Actinopteri, Cyprinodontiformes, Nothobranchiidae. The record is from RefSeq and is a predicted model, not a curated record. Gene Ontology annotation, biological process: animal organ morphogenesis.
UGAGAAUAAACUUCAGCCCCACUCCCCCCGCAGCUCCUCGGUGGGCUGCCUUCUUGAAACGGGUUCAGGGAAGUGUUGAGGGGGCGGAUUGUCCUGAUUUUCUCUACAUCGCGCUUAGCCAAUAACUGUUGUGCACAUCUCAGCUGGCAGACAUUUAAAAGGGAGACAGUCCGGCGCUGAAGCAAUUUGUAUUAAACCCCCUGGCCCCUGCAUAUGGAGCGGCUUGUCUCGCACCCAUCCACUGUCCCACCAGAGCGCAGACUGCUGUAGGUGCAGCAAAGGACUGAUAGGAUCACGUCAUCUCUCCUGGAGCGUCGGAUACAUUCAGGAUGGCCAUCUCAACGCGCAUUUUCUGCAGUAUGGUUUUCAUCAUUGGCUUGCUGUCCUCUCCCGCGGAUUCAAAAAGAAACCGAGGCUCGCAAGGGGCCAUUCCUCAUCCUGACAAAAGUAACCCAAACGAGUCCGAGCAGCAACCGCAGGCUCCGCAGGCGGGCUCUGGGUCCCGACAGAGGUCGGGCUCGUCCUCACCGACCGACGAGGUGCUGGAGUCCAGCCAGGAAGCUUUAUACGUGACGGAGCGCCAGUAUUUGAAACGGGACUGGUGCAAAACGCAGCCUCUCAAGCAGACGAUCCACGAGGAGGGCUGCGUUAGCCGCACCAUCAUCAACCGCUUCUGUUACGGACAGUGCAACUCCUUCUAUAUCCCCAGGCACAUCCGCAGGGAGGAGGGCGCCUUCCAGUCCUGCUCCUUCUGCAAGCCGAAGCGAUUCACCACCAUGACUUUUACCUUAAACUGUCCGGACCAGCAGCCCCCUACCAAGAAGAAGCGCAUCCAGCGCGUCAAACAGUGCCGCUGCAUCUCCAUCGACCUGGACUAAACUGGUCACGUGCUUUAUUUUUAUUCUUGGACAGAUCUGUUCUGAGAGCAAGUGUCUGUCUCCAUCUGGAGAUGAAUUCUGCAUCCAAAAACCUGUUGGAAAUUUCUCCUCUUGCACAGAAACGGAAAGAGUGCAUUUAACUCCUCAUUAGAUUUAGGAUCACGCUGCACGGAAAAGGCUGAUGCUGAAACAGGCACAUUUUACGCACGACUUCCUCACCUCACAGAUAACAAACAGGACUGCAAAGCCUUGGUUUUAUUUAACGAUUCACCUUGUUUUUUUUUUAAACCUAAUCUGUUAUUUUUCUCGUUAUGUUUGUAGAACUGAUGUUUCCACUGUGUGGAAUUUUUUUUCUGACGAAUGAAUUCAUGAAAAUGUGAUUUUUAUUUCGACAUUUCAAGAAUCUUUUAAGGUUAACCUAAUUGAUUUCUGUGAAUUUCGAAGUUUUUGGUAUAAUUUUCUCCUUUUUUGAUUAUAUUAUUUUUUUGUAAUGGAAUUUCUUUAAUAGCCCAGAGAAAAAAAGAAUCAAGUUUAUGGAAAAUGUACAGUUUUGGUUUAGUAUUGGGACUAAAUAGUUGUGAAACGUAAAUGUCUUUGAUUUAAUCUUUUUUUUAAAUCUUUUGAUUAAAUUAUCUGUGAAAACUCAAUAAACUGAUGCUGCAAA